GUGAGGUUUCCAUUAACUUCUCCACCGCAGUCAGACUCUGCAGCAACCUCUUCCUGCUCUUCCUGCGCAACACUUCCUGGUACACUUCGCUCAACAACACAGUUUGUAUUGUUGUUCCGUCGUGUUUCAGAAACAGUUUGGGGAACCAAUUUGAUUGCCGAUUGAAGAAGAAAUUGCAAGAAAAGACAACCGACAAGGCUACUGGUUGUCAAUAGCAUAAUGGCAGCUGUCAGUAACACGUUUGAAAAUGUGAAAGCGACUAUCUUAUCAGCUCAUGAAAGCGUCACAUCAGGAGAAAAGGUCAACUUCUACAACUCCUGGGCAGAGAACUAUGAUCAGGAUGUGGCUGUUCUGGACUACCGUGCACCAAGUCUGGCAGCAAACAGCAUCUCCUCCCAUUUCCGCGGUGAUCGUGAAGCAGCUGUAGUGUUGGAUGUGGCCUGCGGCACAGGACUGGUGGCCAGACAGAUGAAGAGACAUGGAUUUGGACAUUUUGUGGGGAUUGAUGGAAGCGAGGCGAUGUUGACGUUGGCCAGAGAGAGCGAGUUAUACCAGGACCUGAAUCAGUCCAUGCUGGGGGAGGGGCCACUACCGGUCCAGAAGGGUUUGUUUGAUGUGGUUGUGAUCGUUGGAGCUCUCAGUGCUGGUCAGGUCCCGGUUAAUGUCGUCAGAGAGUUGUGCAAGGCCACCAAACCUGGUGGGCACGUUUGCAUGACGACCAGAAGUAACCUUAAAAACGUGGAGUACAAAGCUGCCCUGGAGCAUGAGCUGAAGCAGAUGGAGGACGAAGGGCUCUGGACUUGUGUGGAGGUCGCUGAGGUGGAGGACUGGGAGAGAGCCGUGUCGGAGCAGGAGAACGGCUACAUAUCUGGGGUUGUGUACCUCUAUAGGAAACUACAACUAUAGCACAUCGCACCACAACAAAGGCUUGACAUCACACCGGAGGUACAAAACAACCCAAGAAGAUGCAACAUUUUCAAACUAAUUGUACUCAUCUUUUGGAAAUGUUAUUCACAAAGUUAAAGAUGUGGAGCUUCAUUCGCAGAUGUAAAUGUGAGACUUAAAACGUUCAUGACUAAAUGUUUCAGUUUUGCUUUGAACAGUAUUCAUGCUGCAGGCAUGUUGCAAUAUACUCAGAUUCUUACAUAUGUACACGAUCUUGUGGGUAUGUUGUACAUUAUUCCUAGUAGAAAAUGAUUGUAUAAGAAGGACUAACUUGUGUCUGUUUACUGUGUCUUGAAUGCAUACAUAUCUGCUCCACAUUAAUCUGUUUGAUAUGAGUUUAAUAUGAAUAUGAUCGCAUGCACUUUGUAACUCAGCAGAAAAAUUCCGAUAACCGGUUCAAUUAACCCCAGGCAGCCCAUUAGCCAUGAAAGCGUCUUCAUAAUUGAGAAACAGGGUUUGAAUGGUCAAGUAAAAAAACAUUGAAGGAUUUAAUUUCAGUUAAGUGUUGGUACACAUGAACUUGGUUAGUGAAAAUACUGUAUUUAGUUGACUAAAAACAUCUUGAGUCAAAUUUAACAAUUCAUACACAUUAACAGUGAAAAUACUCUAAUGAAACACCCAAAAAGCAAGAGGUGAGCGACACCUUCAUCAAUGAAACAGAAUUCUCUAAAUGUGUUAUUUUAUCUGCAUUUGGAUCUGAAUCAAAGUAAACAUGGUGGAAGAUACUGAUGGUGUGCUCAAUGUUUGUCAAAUAAACUACAGCCAGAAGAA
Cyclopterus lumpus (lumpfish) is the source of this 1716-nucleotide messenger RNA. RefSeq names its product methyltransferase like 27 (gene mettl27). The coding region runs from base 220 to 906 and encodes 228 amino acids. The transcript is spliced from 6 exons. Lineage: Eukaryota; Metazoa; Chordata; Actinopteri; Perciformes; Cyclopteridae. The record is from RefSeq and is a predicted model, not a curated record.